Plutella xylostella (diamondback moth) is the source of this 4255-nucleotide messenger RNA. The record is from RefSeq and is a predicted model, not a curated record. Lineage: Eukaryota; Metazoa; Arthropoda; Insecta; Lepidoptera; Plutellidae.
CACCAAUUUCUGAACGAAACCAACGGUUUUGUACGUUUUUUUCGUCAUUUGUCUUGUCGUCGAUCGCCAUCUUGAAAGCGUAUAUUUGUUGUCAUGUUUACGUUGUGUGUGAAAGGAAAACUUUGAUGUAACUGCUGGUCAGAGCCAGUACAAUUCACAAUGUUUUACGCACAUUUUGUGCUGGCCAAAAAGGGCCCCCUGUCGAAGAUUUGGCUGGCGGCCCAUUGGGACAAGAAACUGACGAAAGCUCAUGUUUUCGAGACCAACAUUGAGACAUCUGUUGAUGGCAUCUUGAAGCCUAAAGUGAAGAUGGCCUUACGUACGUCUGGCCAUUUGCUACUCGGUGUUGUCAGAAUUUACUCAAGAAAAGCCAAAUAUCUGCUGCAAGAUUGUAAUGAAGCGUUUGUAAAGAUCAAGAUGGCCUUUCGGCCUGGGAUGGUGGAUUUACCCGAGGAGCAUCGAGAGGCAGCCAUGAAUGCCAUCACUCUCCCAGAGGUUUUCCAUGACUUUGACACUGCCAUGCCUGAGCUGAAUGAAGUGGACAUUGAGGCUCAAUUCUCCCUCAAUCAAUCUCGAGCUGAAGAAAUCACAAUGCGAGAGGACUAUGGCUCCUUGAACUUGGUCACCCAUGAUGAUGGGUUUGGAGACAUGGGCUUCGACACUGAUAACCCUGACAUCAUGCGAGAAGCCAUAGGAAAUGAAGGGGGCUUGGAACAGAGUAACCUGCUGUUCGCGGACGGGUCAUCCCUGGAACUCGGCGGCAAGGACUCGGAGGUGCCGGGCACGAGCGGCGUGGCGGCCGCCCACGAGCGCCGCAUGGAGGCCGCGCCGCACGCGCCGCUCGACGACGGCUUCGGAGCCACUAUAGCUGAUGUCGCUGACUUUGGACACGCGGGCGGUCUAUUCGAGGGCGACUUAUUCGGCGACGUGACCGCCACGAGCGGCGGCGGCGGCGGCAGCGGCAUGCCGUCCACCGCCGCGCCGCAGUCGCUGCAGGCGGAGAUCGAGGCGGCGGGGCGCGACAACGUGGUGGACACCGACGCCGCCGCCGACCAGCCCGACAGCGAUGACGAUAUGGGCGACCAUCAUAUGGAUGGCGGGGACUCGCCGCAGCACAGCUGGGCGGGAUCCCCGCAGCCGCACCACGAGCUGGGCGCGCCGGAGCCCGCGCUGGACCCCGAGGCGGAGCUCAUGCCGCCGCCCUCCGUGCCGCGCCCGCCCUCCGUCAGGCCUAUGGAGGUGGACCCAGUGCCGGGCGUCCCGGACGAGGCGCCCGAGCCGGCGGAGCACCCGGCCGACCCCGACCACGACAACACCACGCUGCUACAGAACGACGAGGAGUCCUUCGCACUCGCGCCCGUCGACGCCACCGUGCUUAAAGGCAUAACAAAAACCAAACGUAAGCGCAAGCUUAUAGUGGACGAGGUGAAGAACAUAUCCGGUGAAGAGAUGAAGAACCAGCUGAGCAACACGUCUGACAUCGUCACCACUCUGGACCUGGCGCCGCCGACCAGACGCCUCAUGCACUGGAAGGAGACUGGAGGGGUGGAGAAACUGUUCACUCUGCCUGCCAGGCCGAUACCGUCAAGGGUGCUGUUCAAGAAAUACCAGCGCAACAUGACGAACCGCGCGGAGCCGGAGGAGGCGGAGACGCGCUCGCCGGAGCAGGCGCGGCCCGACCACGACGCGCCGCGCCGCCCCGCGCGCAAGCGGAAGAUAGAGGAGCUGGCCCCGCCAGAGACGCCGGCGCCGCCAUCAGUAGCGCCGCCCUCCGUGGCUCCCAUCGAGAUGGACAUGCCCACUCCCAUGCCACAGGACUACGAACCUUCAGUCGACCACUCGGAGCGGCCCCCCACGCCCGGCUACGCGACGCCGCGCAGCGAUGUCGACGAGGCACCCAACACCCCAGGCAUGCUAAGUUCUCUCGGGCCACCACUGACCCCGGGAGUACUGGGACCACUGACCCCCGGCACGCUGCUCCAAGGCGGCCUCACCCCGGGCGGGUUGGCCCACGGCGGCAUGACUCCCGCAGGGCUCACUCACGGCGGCAUGACCCCAGCAGGGCUGGCUCACGGUGGCAUGACCCCUGCCGGCCUGGCGCAUGGAGGCAUGACCCCAGCCGGGCUGGCGCAUGGAGGGAUGACCCCGGCUGGCUUGCAGCACGGGGACUCGCAUCUCGACCUCGCGCUCAAUACUCCCGGACUAAUGACUCCAGGGUUGGUAGACGGCGGCAUGACGCCCGGAGGCCUAUUGGCUGGCGGAUUGACCCCAGCAGGCCUCAACCACGGGGGAAUGACCCCACACCAUGGAGGCAUGACCCCACACCAUGGAGGCAUGACUCCGCAUCACGGCGGUAUGACGCCACACCACGGAGGAAUGACCCCGCAUCAUGGCGGUAUGACGCCGUACCAUGGAGGCAUGACACCGGGAGGGCUGGACCAUGGCGGCAUGACCCCGGCUGGACUGCAACACGGCGGCAUGACUCCUGCAGGUCUCCAGCACGACGUGAUGAUGCAGCACGGCAUGGACGCGCUGGCGGGCGCCGAGCCGCUGCUGGAGCGAGGCGCGCCCCGGGACCACCACUACCAGUCCGGUUUACAAAUGACGAACCUGGGAUACGACGGCCACCACAGCCCUCAGCAUGACUACGACCUUCCACCCAGUGUUGAAAAUACGGACGAGAACGAGCGCGAGGCCGGCGAGACGGACGAGCAGUUCGAGGAGCGCGUGCUGAACCGCCGCGCGGCGCAGCUGUUCACCGUGAUGCGGCCGCGCCUCGCCGCCGCCGAGCGCCUCGCCUUCCGCGACCUCGCGCCCACGCACAACCUCCGGAAACAGGUGGCCCAGAAGUUCUACAGUCUGCUGGUGCUGAAGAAGCACCAGGUACUGAAGCUGGAGCAGGAAGAGACCUACGGGAACCUCAUCAUAUCGAGAGGAACCCAGUUCGAGACCGAAGCUAUUUAAGUGCACUAAGUUAAUGUAUCGAGUGUAAUAUAAAAUUAUCAAUAUAGUCUAUUAGAUGGGAUAUAAAGAAGGUCUAGUUAUAAUAAUUUUGUAUGGGACAUGAUUGAGCCAAAUAUGAGAGUUACGCUUUUGACUCGAGUGCAAGAAAGCAUUAAAAUUAUUCUUUACUUCUUAAACAUUGGACCAAAUAAUAUUACGCGUUUAUUUUGAUCUCAAUUUUAAACAGAUACAAAUUCAUAGUUACGGCUUUUGUGGACUCGAAUCAUGAGCGCUUGCGCAAGGUAUUGAAUCUGGAAGAUACCAGUAAAUUAUCAGUAGGAAAUUGCCUUAUUUUAUUUUGCUGUAUUUAGUAUAAGUAAAAAUUAUUGUAAAAAUGUUUGCAAGUACCUAAUGUUUAAAGCUUUUCAUGCAAUAGGACACAGUUUAUAUUGUUCACUUUCACAGCAAAUUAUGUAAGCCAAGUAUUGUUUGAAUUAAGGACAUUUAUAGAAAUGUUACUACUUAUCGCUAUUUAUUAAUUUCUUCUCAAGGAAGUGUAGACAAAUAAUAUUAUAGUACAUAAUUACAGUUUGAUGAAGAAACAGAUUUUCCUAUGCCAAAGUUUUUGUAGCAUAGCAUGUUUGUUAUUGUUGAUUAUUUGCAACUAGAUAUUGACUUACCAUCAGCGACAUGUGCUUUAGAGAUAUCAAUAAAUUUUAUGAUAAUAUCAGUGUUCAGAAAUUUGGUACCUGCAUGUUUCAGUUUGAAACAUAUAUAUGAAGGUUAGGUAAUUGCUAUUGUGACUACAUGUUUGAUAUGUUUUUUGAACCUAAAAUGUAGUGUUAAUAAAUCAAUGCUAAAUUCAUUAUGAAUUUAUCCUUUUAGGUUUACAGUCGUGGUUAUGUAGAUUUAAAUGACGUUUUACUUUUAUUUCAUAAUUACAGUUAGCAGGGACCCUUUAAUUUGGAACAAGAUAUACAUUUUAUGACUACGACUGUAAGUAAGGCAUGUUUUUUUAUUAUUUUGUGACAUUUUUUUACAUUUCUUUGAGAAACUAUUUUAUGUUUACAUUAUUUUUCAAAAUUGUGUGUUUAUGUUUAGUUAGCAAAAUGGAUUCACUUUACUAUGUAUCAAAAUGUGUUCAUUUUGCCUUAAAAAUUAGCCGCAUUGAGAAUGCUCUUAAUUAUGUUAGCAGGUCCUAUAAUUACUUACAGUUGAAACUUUGGAGUAUGUGCAUGUAGGCGUUUACCUCCCUCCGAACCAGGAGGUAUUCACGUACAUAAUUUAAUUACAAUAAAUUUGUUGAUUCAUA